Messenger RNA from Neoarius graeffei (lesser salmon catfish), 6094 nucleotides. RefSeq names its product zinc finger protein 512 (gene znf512). The record is from RefSeq and is a predicted model, not a curated record. The transcript has 18 exons. Bases 636 to 2453 code for a protein of 605 amino acids. NCBI's taxonomy places the organism in Eukaryota, Metazoa, Chordata, Actinopteri, Siluriformes, Ariidae. Gene Ontology annotation, molecular function: zinc ion binding.
UCAGGAUGGGCGGAGCUAAACAGGAUUCUGAGCCCAGUGUUAUUGCGGUAACACGCUUGGAACGAGCGAGCCCGCAUUUAGUGAAAACCCUUUUGUUGUUGUUCAGACCCUCUGAGGCCUUCGCGAUCGCAGCGAGUCACCAGCUCUGAAGUCGACACUUCCGUAGUUUAUUGGCUCGCGACGGAUCGAGCUGCUGGAAGGCGGUGACGUCGCAGCUACAUUGUAUCGCUGUGCUUUAGUUCCCGUGGAGGUUCUGUGCGGUUCCUUGUGUUCUCCGUGUCUCUGUAAUCCGUGUGUGCAGGACAGAAGCUGCUCGAAGGUCGCCUAAUGAUAAACAAACAAACAAACAACAACAGUGUGAUGGUGGGUCCUCGGUGUCACAUAGCUCCGUAAGGGGACAAGUCAACUUUGUUUACAUACUGAAGCCAAGCGAAGAUGUCCAGCAGAUUUGUGGCCUAGCGUUAGCGGCAUGUUGGAAUAUACCUUCUUUUUCCCGAAGAGUCCUGUCACGGAAGAACAGGGGUGCCAGUUAUUUUGGAGCUGAUUGUAGAAACGGUACCUGCCAAUCCUGGUGCUGCUAAUGACCCAGAGUGUUUAAGAAGUGUUGAAUGUGAAGGAAGCAAACCCAGAGGAACAUGUCUGUCAUAUACGUGGCCAACAAGAGGAAGAUCUCAAGGCCUGAAAAAAAGCCUCAUACAGGAGACCCAAACAUUAUGGAUAAAGUGGUUGCAGCAUGCGGCGGGCUUCCAUCCAUGAAUGAAGAUGAGGCAAGUCCCCAAAAGAUAACAAGAGCAUAUGGCAGGAAAAAAUAUCAUGAUCUGCAGCCAGUCUCCAGGGUUCCUACAGAAGAUGGAUCUUCGUGCACUUCAGUGGUCCAUGCUAAUUCACUGAACGGCUCUAAAACGCAACCCAUUGCUUAUGGUCCUGCCACUGCAUGCAGGAUGAAGGACAAAGUUGGCUCUGGUUUGGAGAUUAUGAGAGAGAGAGUUCCUGUCAUAGUUCCUGUAGCACAGUAUACUCAGAGGAGUCCCUCAGCCAACAGUGCUAAAAGUAGGACUCCGAGAUCUGAGUUCUACUGCGUGAAGAGAGAGACACCCAGUUAUCCUCCAGGAAGUCAAGAGGAGACCUGGCAGCUGCAGAUUCUCGCAAAGGGCCGGGUCACUUGCCCCAAGUGUAAACGUGUAGGGAGGAAAACAGUAGAGGGCCUGAAAAAACACAUGGGAGCCUGCAAACUGCAUGUAUUUAAAUGCACACAUUGUGGGAAACAACUAAAGACUUCAACUGGGAUGAAGUACCACCUCAUGGCGGACCACAAUAAACUGCAUUCAAAGCAACUACCAUUACAGACGCAUACAGAAAUGCCCACCCCAGAUGAUGCAUGUGGACUGGACGACCAUGCAGUGAAAGAAAAAUUGAGAAAAGUGCUCAAGAGGUUGGGAAAAUUAAAAUGUUCAAAAGAGGGGUGUACUGGCAGCUUUACCAGUAUAAUGGGCUACGUUUAUCACAUGAAAAAAUGUGGUAAGGCCGAGUCCGAGCUGGAGAAGCUCCUAAUGAACUGCAAGCACUGUGGGAAGCCUUAUCGCUCCAGAGCCGGACUGGAGUACCAUCUAAAAUCUGAGCAUGGCCCGGAACCCCAGCAGGCUGAAGCAAAUGGCCAAAGGGAACCCAGCGUGGAGUGUGAAUCCAGUGGCAGGGCCAAACGCACAUCAGCCCAGGUGGCCAUUUUCCAUUUGCGUGAGAUUGCCAACCAGGAGCUGUUCAAGGAGUGGCCCAAGAGGAAGGUGCAGCGAGACUUGGUACCCGAUGACAGGAAGCUCCGGUAUUCCCGUCCUGGAUUGCCUGCCUUCAGUCAGGAGGUUUUGCGAAAGUGGAAGAAUGAGGUGAAAAUGAACAGAAAAAUGCAGUGUCCCAACAAGGGUUGCGGUUGCUACUACACAAGCGUGUCAGGUCUGAAGGCCCAUUUGGGACUCUGCACCCUGGGCAACUUUCAGGCUGGGAAAUACACAUGCCUGAUAUGUAAGAAAGAGUUCAACUCAGAGAGUGGCGUGAAAUACCACAUCAACUCUGUUCAUUCCCAGGACUGGUUUGUGGUCACCUCCAAGGCUAAGAGUUUCACCUCCAACAAAGAGCUGAAGCCAAAGAAGCUUUGCACGCCAAGGAGAGCUCUCCAUUUCCCCCAGGGACCCUGCACCUGGCAGGAAACCCAGACUCCAGCGGAUGCUAGGACCAGUGAGUCCGUAUGUCCAGAAACACCAGAGAAGAAAACAAAAGAGGAUAAAAAGAGCAUCAAGCACAAACUGAGAGCGCGGGAAAAAGACUGCAGUGAUCGCGAGAGCAGUAGCAGCGGAAGCGACAGCUCCAGCAGUGAGUCGGAAGCAGAGGUUACAGAGAAUGAUGCCUGGAAGCUAAACAAGCCACAAGCUCAACCUGAGAAAGCUACCGAUGACCACUAAACCCUUCUUCUAAUUCAUGAUCCUUUUAAUUUCCCUUUUCAAGUAGUAGACUUUUUUUAAAUAUCUGUGGGUUGUUUUUUUUUUGUUGUUGUUUGGUUUUUUAAAUGUGAUUUCAUAUUGCAUAGAGUUCUGACUCGGAGGUGCCAAUAUUUAUAGUUCGGCCAUAGAGUUUGAUUUUUGACCCUUUGCUACUGCUUUUCAAUGAAAGCAGCAUUCAGACCAAGACAGCUUCAUCGAGGUGAAUUUGUGAGCCAGUAGAAAACAAGAAGGCAGUACUAUGGUCUCUGUUGUUGGUUAAAAAAAGUGCAUAAAUAUUUUAACUGCAAUUUACAGGGUGUUUUUAGCUUUGUAGCUCCUCCAACUCCAGGAAAAAGUUUGACAUGUAUGAAAGCACUUUAGGUUGUUGUGUGCGCGCGUGUGUACUAUACGUACAUGGAGUUAUUCAAUAACAGACGUUUGGGAGAAAGUUUAUACUUCAACCUCCUCCCUUUCAGCUAAGGUGUUCUGUAACUACCUGCUGCUAGCACGCGUUCUCCCCGGCUGUCUUGGCCCCAUCGUGCCAGUUUUACAUAAUUUCCCUAAUCCGCCAGUUGAAGGCAUUUACAGCGUCUUUCAAAAGUACUCAUCCCCCUUGGUGUUUGUCCUGUUUUGUUGCAUUACAAGAUGGAAUUAAAAUGGAUUCUUGGAGGGUUAGCACCAUUUGAUUUACACAACAUGCCUACCACUUUAAAGGUGCACAUUGUUGAUUUAUUGUGAUGCAAACAAUAAGAUGAAAAAACAGAAAUCUGGAAUGCCGAGAAGGCUUUUGAUAGAGUGGAGUUGCAGUACCUAUUUGAAGUUUUGCAAAGGUAUGGUAUCCAGGGGAAAUUUCUUAGUUGGAUUAAACUAAUCUAUGCUGAUCCACAGGCCAUGGUCUUAACCAAUGGACUGACUUCCCAGCCUUUCCAUCUGCUACGGGGUACAAGACAAGGCUGCCCUUUAUCUCCAUUGCUAUUUGCCCUGGCUAUUGAACCACUGGCUAUGGCUAUUCGUAAAGAUCCUAAUUUAGAGGGCAUAAAGAUCGGAGAUGUAGAACAUCGUAUAGCACUUUACGCAGAUGAUAUUCUUUUAUUUUGUUCUAAUUUGAAAUAUACUUUACCCGUUCUUUUAGAUCUGAUUAGGCUAUUUGGUACUUUUGCAGGUUAUAAGAUUAAUGAUACUAAAUCAGCGAUUAUGUUUAUGAAUGAAAAUGAGGCACAAAACCCUCCAAUACACAGCCCUUUUCUGAUUUCUCCAAAAGGCUUCACCUAUCUGGGCAUUAAGAUUUCUCCAUGUGUUGAUAAGAUUGUUCCCAACAACUACAAUCCCAUGGUGGAUAAGGUCACUCAGCUUGUGAACAGAUGGACAAAAUUCCCUAUCUCUAUGAUUGGAAGAGUGAAUGUUCUUAAGAUGUCAAUAUUACCUAAGUUUUUAUAUCUCUUUCAAUCAAUUCCACUUGCACCACCGUCAUCCUUUUUUUCUUCACUCCGAAAGCUUUUUUCUAACUUCAUAUGGAACAAUAGGCGUCCCAGGCUCAGGCUAUCACUUUUGUAUCUACCAUAUGAUAGAGGUGGUCUACAGCUCCCAAACCUUGAGUGGUAUUACUGGGCAGCUCAAAUCAGAGCAGGGAUGUUUUAUUUUGAAAAAAUAAUCCUCCAUCCUGGAUUUUGGUAGAAUCGCAUCAAAUCAAUAUCUCCCCAAACUUAUAUUUAUAUUCUGCCAGUAAGAACAUACUAACUAGUAAGACAAAAAAUCCUUUCCUCAAAAAUACUAUUUCAGUCUGGUUUAAAGUUUGUGCACAUUUAGCUGAGCUUCCACACACACUAUCUGUUUUCUCCCAUUUAUGGCAAUAAUGCCUUUCAACCUGGUAGAUCUGACUCAGGAUUUAAAUUCUGGGCAUCUCAGGGUAUAGCUAAGGUUGCUGACCUAUACGAUGACAGGUCUGUUUUUAUGUCAUUUGAAGAACUUAAGUCUAAGUACACAAUCCCUUCUAAACAUUUCUUUAAAUAUUUGCAAUUGAGAAGCUUUAUCCUGAGCAGCCAAGGUUACAGCUUACAACCAGUGAUGGGAAUAACGACGUUAGAAAUAAACGGCGUUACUAACGGCGUUACUUUUUUUAGUAACGAGUAAUCUAACUAAUUACUUUUUACAUCGUUAUAACGCCGUUCCCGUUACUUAUAAUAAAAUACUAUGCGUUACUUUAUUAAAGCUGUUCUCAUCUGGCACGCUGCUCGUUCAGCCUUUCUUUACUCUGCUUUAGUGUGGGGCGGGGAGACGCGAGACAACGGCACAGUAAGCCAAUCAGAGUAGAUUUGGACAACAUACGUAGGUAGGCCACGCCUACUGCACUACUGUGCGCUCUUUCAAUCAGAAGACCCAGCGAUGGCGAGCGGUCAGCCCAGCACUGCGCUUUCACACUGGAAAUACAGCCAGUACUUUUCAUUACUUGAAAUAAAAGGCAAGAGUGUUUACGUGCAAUGCCAUUAUGUUGAGGAACAAAGCGUUUGUCCUCGUCAGUGGCCAGUAUUUAAUUAGUAACAUAAUUUUAAUAACUACAAAAAUAUAUUACAUUUGAUAGAUGUCUUAUCUCACAUUGUCCCACAAAAAUAUUAAUAUAGUGUAGAUAACAUUACUAAUUGGUUCUGUUAAGUGUCCAUUUCAGUCAUUAAACACAUUUAACAUUCACUUUUAUUAUGAUUACACUAAUUGAAUUUGAUUUUUUUGAGGGGGAACAAAAUGUAACGGAAUAAUUACUUUCCCUGGUAAUUAGUUACUUUUAUGACAAAGUAACUCCGUUACUAACUCAGUUACUUUUUGGGAAAAGUAACUAGUAACUAUAACUAAUUACUUUUUGAAAGUAACGUGCCCAACACUGCUUACAACUGCCCCCUCUUUCUACUUUAGAAAAAUUCAUUCUCAAUUUCUUACACUCCAGAGGACAGGUCUCUAUAUUGUAUAACCUCCUGGUAAGUAAAUCGUCAGAAUCAUCACAUAACAUCCUUCAAGUUUGGAAGACAGACUUGCAGGAGAAUAUCACAGAGGAAGAGUGGUCUGAAGCAUAUAUUUUAGCCCAGUCACAAACCAUAAAUACAAACUCUAAAUUACUUCAAUACAAAUGGUUGAAUAGACUAUACAUUACUCCAGCCAAGCUACACCGAUUUAAUCCCAACAUUCCAGACACUUGUUUUAAAUGUAAACAUGACAAAGGGUCUUUAUUUCACUGUAUGUGGGAGUGUCCACAAACCUUAUCAUUUUGGAAGAAAGUGAUAGAGGUUGUUAGUCAGAUAAUUGAGGAAGAGGUGCCCCUUAAACCAAAACUAUGCCUACUGCACAUCUAUCCAGAAGACUUCACCCCCUCUAAUAAUGUACAACACUUGCUGAAUAUUUGUUUUUUGGAGGCUAAACGCUGUCUGGCCAAGGCAUGGAAAACAGAAGUGUCCUGUGUUUUAGCGCAUUGGUUGAAAGGAAUGUGCUUUUAUUUUGCUUUGGAGAGAAUAAGUUAUACUACAAAAGGCAAGCUGGACAAGUUUUGGAGGAUCUGGGACAUAUUUUGUGCCUUUCUUGAAAAUAAUAAUAUUGAAGUAGAGGGCUGGGAAACUGUUGGAAUUUGAAAUGAGCCCCCC